CUCCGUUAUCCUCUCACUCCUCCCCCCUGUAUGCUCCUCUCACUCUGCUCUCGUGCCGGCCCGUCCUCCGCCUCCGCCCGGCCCCGACACCCGGACAGACCCUGCAGACUGCCAGAUUGGCCGGGAGACGACGAAAAGGAGAACAUAGACUAAACAGUUGUUGGGACUAGGGUGGGCUAAAUUGGGGGUCGCAUUGCAGUAUCUCACACAUUCUCCCAUCUGUGGGACUUUUUAUGUUUUUGUUCCCCAUCAGUGUCGUUAUUACGAGGAAAAACAAACUUUGCACGCCAUGGAAAGGUGUACAAAUCUGAGCGGAUGCUAAACUUGGAUCCAAAACGGCUGCUCUCAACAGGACCGUUAGGUUUUUAGCUAGUUAGCUCGCGAGGUGGGGACCUGGACGACUUAGUGGGAAAAAUACAAAACAAUAUUUUUAAUCACGAGGCGUGUUUCACGCUUCACGGCGAGGACGAACACUAAAGAUGCUGUUGGGGCUGAGCGAGUGGUUCUGGCAGGAGCGGCGGUGGUUUCCAAAAGGCCUGGGCUGGAGUGACCUGGAGGAUCGGGAUGGGCGAGUAUACGCCAAAGCUCACGACUUGUGGGUGGCGCUGCCCAUCGCCCUUAUAUUCCUCAUUAUCCGUCAGAUCUUUGAAAGGACAGUGGCUACACCCCUGGCUUCUCUGCUUGGGGUGAAAGAGACAGCGCGGCUCAAAGUCCCUCACAACCCCACACUGGAAUCCUACUACUGUAACAUUACCAAAACCCCCACAGAGACUUCAAUAACAAGUCUUUGCAAGCAGACCGGCUAUUCAGGAAGACAAGUGCACCAAUGGUUCAGGAGACGGAGGAACCAAGACAGACCCAGUUUGCUCAAAAAGUUUCGAGAGGCUAGUUGGAGAUUUACCUUUUACCUUCUUGCUUUCAUUGCUGGCCUGGCCGCCCUCAUCGAUAAACCUUGGCUGUAUGACCUGAAGGAGAUGUGGCAAGGUUUCCCUGUGCUGACUCUCCUCCCAUCUCAGUAUUGGUACUAUAUGAUCGAGCUGGGUUUCUACAGCUCUCUGCUCUUCAGUGUGGCGACUGAUGUCAAACGCAAAGACUUCAAGGAGCAGAUUGUUCACCAUGUGGCAACCAUCCUCCUCCUCAGCUUCUCCUGGUGCGUUAACUACAUCCGUGCUGGAACUCUCAUCAUGCUGGUUCACGACUCCUCCGAUUACCUCCUUGAGUCAGCAAAGAUGUUAAACUAUGCUGGGUGGCGAAAUGCCUGUAACUACAUCUUCAUUGUAUUUGCUGCAAUCUUCAUCAUCACUCGGCUGGUCAUCUUUCCCUUUUGGAUUAUUUACUGUACUUGGGUUUAUCCAGUGACCAUCUAUGAACCCUUCUUUGGCUACUACUUUUUCAAUGGACUUUUGAUGAUUCUGCAGUGUCUUCAUAUCUUUUGGGCGGUCCUCAUUAUACGCAUAGCAAUCCGCUUCCUCACCCACAAUGAAAAAGUGGACGAUGAAAGGAGUGACAAAGAUGAAACAGAUGAAUCAGACGAGGAAGAGGAGGAUAACAGUAACAUGAAGAAGAAAGGGCCGGUGCAGAACGGUCACACGGUCCACAACAACAACCACAGCAAGACAGAGUGAAAGCAAACAAGUGUCAGGACGAACAAAUGUGAGAAGGACUCAUAUCCCUCGGUAGGGGAGCAGGAGGGAGGGAUGAAAAGAGAGAGAAAGAACAAAGGAUUAUGGUGUGGGGCUGGUGGGGGUCAUUCCCCUAAAAUCAAGAACAGCAGGUAUCCUGAGGAAAUUUGACACUGUUACUUUUGCACAACACAAAAACACACUUGACACAUUAAUUUGUCUGUUUAGAGGGCACAGAGGUCCGGCAGAUGAUACACACUACAUGAAAUGGCAUGGCUGAUUCGCUUUGUCACGAGAGAGAAAGAAAUUCAAAGAGACAGGGGAGAAAAUGGACAAAGGAGGGGGGUGAUGGUGCUUCUUUUUAGCUUUCCAUGUUCUGUGUGCCUUAGAGCCAGAUGAUGGCUGUUAAAAUGCCAUUAAAAAAAACAAAUGCAUUCAGCUUUAA
Cyclopterus lumpus (lumpfish) is the source of this 2067-nucleotide messenger RNA. RefSeq names its product ceramide synthase 2b (gene cers2b). Gene Ontology annotation, biological process: ceramide biosynthetic process. NCBI's taxonomy places the organism in Eukaryota, Metazoa, Chordata, Actinopteri, Perciformes, Cyclopteridae. Gene Ontology annotation, cellular component: membrane. Gene Ontology annotation, molecular function: sphingosine N-acyltransferase activity; DNA binding. Bases 480 to 1625 code for a protein of 381 amino acids. The record is from RefSeq and is a predicted model, not a curated record. The transcript has 11 exons.